Colius striatus (speckled mousebird) is the source of this 2619-nucleotide messenger RNA. RefSeq names its product TLC domain containing 3A (gene TLCD3A). The transcript is spliced from 5 exons. The record is from RefSeq and is a predicted model, not a curated record. Lineage: Eukaryota; Metazoa; Chordata; Aves; Coliiformes; Coliidae. The coding region runs from base 150 to 935 and encodes 261 amino acids. Gene Ontology annotation, cellular component: membrane; endoplasmic reticulum. Gene Ontology annotation, biological process: lipid homeostasis.
GCGGGAGCGGGAGCGGUGGGGCCGGUUCGAGCCCAGCCGGUUCGAGCCGAGCCGAGCCGAGCCGAGCCGAGCCCAUCCGCGCCGGACCCUCCCGCCGCCCGGCCUGCUGUUGACAAGCGGCGGCAGGCAGCGCGGCGGCGUCCGUCCUCAUGUGGCGGACGCUGGCCCUCGCCUCCGCCUUCUUCCCGGGGCUCUUCGCCCUCUGCAUCCGGUUGCUGCGUUGGGCCGCUCCGGGAUGGAGCCUCAAGGACCGCAUCCUCCUCAGCGGAAGGUUGGUGUCAACGGUCCAAGCCACAAUGGCAACAGUCUCGGGGAUCACCGUUGUCCUUAACUGCAAGGAUGUGGUGCACGACAGGCACUGGCUGGCUGUGGAGUACAUCUGGGUCCUCGUUCCCUACAUGACCUAUGACAUUUAUGUCAUGUACCUCUGCCACUGGCACAAGAGCCAGGAGAAGGGAAUCGUGGAGAAGAAGCACUCGCUGGCCAGCAUCUGGAGCUUCCUCCUCCAGGAGCGGCUGAUGGUGACCCACCACCUCUUCAUCCUCAUCGUGCUCACCCCUGUCACUCAGCACUUGAGGGGAGAGUUGGGGGACUUCUUUGUGGGCUGCAUCUUCACAGCAGAGCUGAGCACACCCUUUGUAUCGCUGGGCAAAAUCCUCAUGCAGCUCAAAAUGCAGGACAGCCUCCUGCACAAGGUGAACGGGAUCAUCAUCCUGGUGACCUUCUUCCUCUGCCGCAUCCUCCUCUUCCCCUUCAUGUACGCAGCCUACGGCAGGCAGGUGGGGAUCCCCGUUUACAUGGUGCCUUUCCGCAUCCCCCUGCACUGCAACGUUGCCAACGCCUGUCUCAUCGCCCCUCAGCUCUACUGGUUCAGCCUCAUCUGCCGCAAAGCCGCCCGGCUCUACGGCAGCUCUGCCCCCGGCAAGAGCAGAUAACGGGGCUGGGAAAGGCUGGGAGCCCCUGGCCAGCGCUGCGGGGACCAGCACGGGAGCAGAGUGGUGGAAGCAGCGAUGCCGUGGGGCUGCUGGAGCUGGAAGCGGCCCCACCGUCUCCACUGCCAUUGCAGGCAGCACCAGCCUGGGCUAGGAUGGCUUUUCUUCCCACGCCACUCCAGUGCCUUGUGUCCUCCCAGCCGUGGGAGCUGACAUUCCUUCUGGGAUUCAAGGUUGAGGCACCAAACCGACUGUUACAUGCAAAGGGAUUGUUACAGCGUCCCGCCGUGUCUUUUGGGGCACCAGCACUGAGCUUGGGCGGGCAAGAAGGAGCCUGCAGCCCCAAGGCAGUGGGGAGGGGAUGCUGGAGCACACCCAGACCCACUGGGGAUGGGGGAGCCACGGACAGGACCUGCCAUAGCUCCCACUCACUCCUUCAGCUCUGGUUUACAGGCUCCAGUUGAGAGCAGAGCCAGGCCCUGGGGCUGCAGCACGGUUCUGCAGCUUGCUCCUGACCUUUCUUGACUCAGCCUCCACACUACAGCCACGUUCAGCUGCUUACCUCCCACUGCUGAUGGGCUCAAACACAUUGGACUCCACUUAAAGGUGCUUUUCACUACAACUGCCUGGUGCUUGUGGCUGACAGUCCCAGGGCAGAGCCCCAGGUCCUCCAGGGCUGCAGGGCAGAAAAGCUCACACCAGGACAAAGGAUGCUGUUCUCAAAGCAAUGCUGCCAGGGCAGAGCACCCAUGGCUGAAGGGCAGGCGAGGGAGAGGAGGUUGCUAAGUCAUCUCACCAACACACAGGGCACUAUGCAGAGACCUUCCUCAGCAAAGGAUACAACUUCCAACCCACUCCCCUAACUGCAGUUGGUUUUCUCUGCCCCACAUGCCCGUACUGGGUACUGGCACACCCUGCCCUGCUCUCCCUUCAGCCACAGCCUGAAACUGCUGGCACAUUGUCCCCCCUCCCGCCCCAUCCCACUGCCCUGCAGCUGAGGGCUGCCAGGGAGGGAACUGGCCCAGCGCAAGGGGAACCAGCGGCCCCACAGCAGGGCACUAAGCCCUGUCCUUCACCACUUCAGCUCAUUUCCACCUUCAUUCCCAGCAAAAUGGGCACAGGCUUCCCAGCCCAGCCCAGCCCACCCCACUGGGUUCAUGAGCCUUGUGUCUGUGGGUCAGGCAGCAGCAGUUUGAUCCCUUCCCUGCAGCCAGCACAGACCAGGGCAGCCACUUCCUCCCUGGAGCCUCUCAUACUCACCUGGGGGUCCCCAACUCCGGGUCAGGUCCUGCACCAGCCCGGCCCCAGCAGCCCCCUGUGCCUGGACACCUGAGGCCACUCUGUGCCUUUUAUUCUCUCUGAAACCAACAGCUGAGCUCUGGGCGACCUGGUUCUUUCAGGUGUCAGAUCUUAUCCCAGCCACAGCUGUAUUCUGGAAAUAAAGGACCUUUUCCACCAGUCCUUGCAGGAACCCUCCUGUUACCCCAAAACUCAGCAGCAGCUGCCCUUGGAAGCUGCUCACAACCGGUUACAGAUGUCUGUAACUCGCUGUUUCCAUUGCAAAUAACGUGCCUUACGUAAGGACACCACGGGGGAGGGAAAAAAGCCAAUGAGGCAUCUCAGUUUGCACUAACACUGCCCUAGUUACUAUCAGCAGACCAAUAAAGGUUUCCUUUGAGUCACUCAA